AUGAUCGGUGCGGCGUCAUCAUGGCCGCACGCGGGAGCCGCGCCGACGUUUGGUUUUGUGUUUUUGCACUCAAAUGUUUGGUUGCUUGGAAACUUGCUGGAGGCUCCGUUUCGUGGACCAAACUUCUUGCUGGACUCCCCAGAUGGUGAGGAGCUCAACCCUUUCUCCUUCCGGGAGUUCCUGCGCACCAAGGACCGGGACCGGGACGAGGACGAGGACGAGGACGAGGACGCGUCAGUGUGGGGGGUGUGUGAGGAUCGAGAGCAAGUACGCGUGUUUGUGUGCGCAGCUCCACGAGGAGAACGUCUCUCUCUGACGGGAGCCAUCUCGGAGCUUCGGAGAACAUCGGAAGCAAACGGCCGAAGGUCAGCCCGUCGGGCGACAGCUCAGCGGAGCGAUCGAAACGUCAGCGUGCCUUGCGUGCAGGGCGGAGGCGCCGGAGGAGGAGCUUCGUCAUUAUCCCGUAAUGACGUUGCGUUCAUGGACAAAAACCAAGGGGGUUCUUUUCAAAUGACAUCGACACUUUCAUACUUCAAACGAGCGCUGAGGGCCGAGAGCAGCGUGUGCAGGAUGAAGGCGGAGCUUCGGCAGCUGCAAGUGAGACACACACUAACAGGCACACCAAACCACACCACACGACACAUACGCACACACACGACACAUCCACUAACAGGCACAAACCACACACGCAAAAGGAAGGUUUUGAUUAUGAAGGGAGAAAGAAAUCCAAACCUACAUGGACCCGUGCCAUGGAAUUUUUUUGGGUUAGGGUCUGUGUAUACAUACACGCACACACGAGAUAUACUUAAACCGUGUGCGUGCGUGCGUGCGUUGCGAAAACGCAAAGCUGAGAUCAUCACGGCGAUGAAGCAAAACGCCAACAUGGCGUCAGAAUACCCGGACAAGACGGCCACACGCGCGCACUCGUCCAUAAGUCAGCUGCUGGAGGGGGCGGAGUCUCUGCGUCUGGUCUCGCAGCCGCUGCGCUCCGUCCACAAAAUGAAGCGCUUGUCGACGUCGCCGUGGAAACGUGAUGACGCGCGGCGCCGAUCGGUCGGCUUGUCGCUGACUGGCCGAACGCUUUCUCACACAAUAAAAGUUGGACUCAUUCUGUUCAUCAUUUGAUUUAUUGGCAACUGAUGACCUCACACAGCCAACAGCCAAUCAGUG
This is a messenger RNA of Phyllopteryx taeniolatus (common seadragon), 1170 nucleotides long. RefSeq lists its product as uncharacterized. The record is from RefSeq and is a predicted model, not a curated record. The coding region runs from base 1 to 1125 and encodes 374 amino acids. Gene Ontology annotation, biological process: regulation of cytokinesis; positive regulation of cilium assembly; positive regulation of protein localization to cilium. Gene Ontology annotation, cellular component: midbody; ciliary basal body; recycling endosome. NCBI's taxonomy places the organism in Eukaryota, Metazoa, Chordata, Actinopteri, Syngnathiformes, Syngnathidae. The transcript is spliced from 5 exons.